This is a messenger RNA of Lolium rigidum, 633 nucleotides long. RefSeq lists its product as uncharacterized. The transcript is spliced from 3 exons. Lineage: Eukaryota; Viridiplantae; Streptophyta; Magnoliopsida; Poales; Poaceae. Bases 64 to 417 code for a protein of 117 amino acids. The record is from RefSeq and is a predicted model, not a curated record.
GGCAGUUGGAGCUGCUACUUCUGGGAUUUUCUCAACAAAGAAAUAAUUGUGCUAGAUCCACAGAUGCAGCUGUGCAAGGGAAAGGACAUACACAAACGUCAUGGGGGUGUAGUUAAACUGUUGCAUAAAGCUCUAUUUUUAGUCAUCAACCGGUUAUUUCCAGAAUGGGAUAUUUCUUCUGAGAAGUGGAAAAGGGUAUAUAGGAAUGAUGUCAGUCCUCGUUGCCAAUGGGGAGAGUCUGGACUCUAUUCUGUGCAUUAUGCUUACACAUUUAAUGGGCUGGAUCUUACUGAGAGUUUAGAUAUGGGAUAUCACAACAACCGUAGGGCAAAGUUGAUAUGGAUGCUUCUUGCAAUGUGGGGGAAUUCUGGAAUUGUUCCACCAGAAUUUGGCCAGCUCAUGUACCCUUCAGCAUGACAUAGUAAAAUGGUACUGGUCGUUUCUUUUUGAUGUGCGAGUGCCAGCGAUGUCGUUCAUCCUGCUACCAAUAUGGACAUCUGUAACAGUUUGUAUUGAAUUUCAAAAUGUAAUAUUUUCCUACCAAGAUAUAUCUGCUGAUGUGGAAUCAAUCCAAAACUAUUGUUCCGUAGCGACCAAUAUACCAUGGAAUUUUUUGGACCAUGGUUUCCAGAA